AUGAAAAAGACUGAAGAGGAAAAAUAUCCCAAGUUCAUCGCUAUGUUGAAGAAACUAUCCAUAAAUGUCCUAUUGAUAGAAGCUUUGGAACAGAUGUCUGGGUAUGCGAAAUUCAUGAAAAACUUGGUGACCAAAAAUAAGGCUGUCAAUUUUGAGAAUGAAGAAAAGCUGCAACAUUGUAGUGUUAUUUCUACUAGGUCACUUGUGCAGAAGAAAGAGGAUCCAGGAGCUUUCAGUAUUCCUUGUACCAUUGGGAUUUUACACUUUCUGAAAGCUUUGUGUGACUUGGGGGCCAACAUUAAUUUGAUGCCAUUGUCCAUUUAUAAGAAGUUGGAUUUAGGAGAUCCAAAACUGACUGCGAUGCGUUUACUUAUGGUCGAUAGAACUGUGAAGAGGCCUAUUGGAUUGCUCCAUGAUGUCCUUGUGAAAGUGGAGUCAUUCAUUUUUCCGGUGGACUUUGUGAUAUUAGAUUGUGAGGUUGAUUUUGAGGUUCACAUCAUCUUAGGAAGACUAUUUCUUGCUACUGGGCGUGCAUUGGUAGAUAUGGAGAGAGGGCAGAUGAAGUUUUGA
Molecule: messenger RNA, 570 nt
Organism: Solanum stenotomum
Lineage: Eukaryota; Viridiplantae; Streptophyta; Magnoliopsida; Solanales; Solanaceae
Exons: 1
Coding region: 1-570 (189 amino acids)
Source: RefSeq, a predicted model, not a curated record